Messenger RNA from Trypanosoma brucei brucei TREU927, 2274 nucleotides. RefSeq lists its product as hypothetical. The transcript has a single exon. The record is from RefSeq and is a predicted model, not a curated record. Lineage: Eukaryota; Euglenozoa; Kinetoplastea; Trypanosomatida; Trypanosomatidae. Bases 1 to 2274 code for a protein of 757 amino acids.
AUGACUAUUUUGCGGCGUGUGACAUCUGCCGGGCGCCGCCGAGAGCAGGCGUCAAAGGCAGUGCAAACGGAAAUGACAUAUCCACCUGAUUGUUCAAAUCUUGACAACUAUGUUGAGGCGUGCGCGGCUAGCCAGUUCCAAGACUUAUGUAGACUACGAAGUAUGAUUGAGGAUGCCCUGAAGGAAGUUGCGUGUUCCGUGUAUGACGUCAACUCUUUCAAAGAUGUCAUUUUUAAACUCGACGAUCAAUUAUCGUCGAAGCUACCCCUAACAGACCUACUACUACUAACAUCGAAACUCUUUCGGCGUACGGCGAACCUUGGUCGCUUUCUUGCUUGUUUCUUUGCCGUUAUAUUUGCAGAAGGGCACGCGGACGAACGGUUUCACUUCACUGAGUUGCGAUUGCUUCGGCGAGAGUUGCUCGAACUGAAGGGGAAGUACGCUAAAGUAGAGGAGGAGCGUGUUCGUCUACAACACAUGCUGGAUGAAGCCGGUGAGGUCGCCAUCAACCACAACAGGACAGUGGAGCUGCUUGAGGCACGAAAUGCUGUGCUAAAGUUGCACUCUUUGGGAUUGGAGGAUCAAAUGGCUUUGCUUUUUUCGCAGAUGAACAAAGACAUGCAGCGGUAUUGCAAAGAUGCCUACGAUAAGGUUUAUAGCGAGUUUGACCAAGAUCAGGCUAACAUGUCCAAAGAAGUUUUCCGGCAGUCUAUGGACACUCUCAGUGAUCAGCUUCGCCAUUCUCGGACGCUUAUCACCGAAGUUCGUGACCUUGUCAUGAAUUGUGCUCAGUCUCCCACUGGAGGGUCUCGCGCGGCCGAUCAAAAGAUAGCGAAGGAACCAAGCAUCCGUUUUAAACUCAAGCAGGUUGAGGGCAACUUUCAACAUAUUGUGGCCCGCUUCUCUGCCGUGAAGGACUUUGUCUCCGAGACAACUCACAACCUCAUGAGUGCAAUGCAGGAAAGGAAGAAUAUUCUCUUCCUGGCUCUGCAGCAUAUUCGUUUGUACGAUAUACAGAAUUCAAAGAUGCGUAAGUGCAAAGCCAGUUUGUCAGAGAUGAAACGCCUUGUUAAUAACCUUCAAAAGCGUAUGCCUUUAACGUUUCCACCUGGAACAGUUGCGAUAGUGGAUCGCAUAGGGCACAUAUCCACGCAAAAGUGGCACGUCGGGUGCACACUCGAAGCAAUCCGUGGCCAGCGAAGUGGAGAACCUGUAGACGAUCGAGUCAUGGCUGGCUCACCUACGCGGGAUGAUGCCAGUGACCAAGGGCGGCAGUGCUCCAAGACGCUUGGUGCAUCCGAGCCCCAAGUGCAAAGGUCAACUGCUCAGCACCACCUUACGGGGUUACACGGGCUGGAUGACCACUCUGACGAGCACCCCACUACUGAAACGCGGAGCAUGCCAUCGUACGUGAGCAGCAAUCACACAACCGCUUUUCAGAGUGUUUACAGUAUGAUUGACAUGAUUUCUACUCUGGGCACUCAGAUAGACGAACUUAACGACAACCUGAUGUUUGAGAACGAGGUAAACACCUUCCUCAAAAUACUUACUCUCUCAAUCCCUACCACUCCUCGUGGCACGGAUGAGCUGAGCAAUGCAAUUGAUGAGGAAGUCAGAUUGGGAUUAGCUCUUUUCCCUACGGGUGACAUUGGUGGAAAGCAUCCCCAAUCUGUUAUGGGAGCCUCUGUGGUUCCUAACGCAAGUGACCGUGAUGGGGCGCCGGUGCUGGCUGGCACUACCAGUGAUAGUAAAACAGAGGCGCUCCCACAUCAAGAAAGGGUGAAGGACGGCUCUGUCACAUCCUCAGAAACAGAAAAGCAAGUGGUAAAGGAGGUACAAGAAGGUACCAUGGCCGAGUUUGCUUCAAAACUGGGAUUCCUCCGGCACACUUACGAAACUCGCAUAGCCGAUUUGGAGCGACGCGAGGCAGAUUUCCAUCGAUUCCUUGCUGGGGGUGCUUUUAAACUGAAGGAGAAGCACGAUGAGUCCAAAGACGCAGGUCGGAAGGGUAGUCCCCAAAACCGCAAUGUACGGGGCAGGCAGAGAUCUAAGGCUGGUUCCGUUUCAGAGGAACGCAAGCAACAGGAAGACAUGAACCAGUUGGUGCAGGCUCGCUCGGAGUGGCAGCAGUCGAAAGUAGAUCUUCAAAACAACAAAAGGUUACGGGAAACGGUAAUGAAGGAGAUAACCAAAAUGUCCAAUGUGAGCUCAGACACCGGAGAGGUGACAGACUACAUUGAUAGGAGUGAGAGAUCCAACAGCUCAGCUAUGUGA